Messenger RNA from Penicillium concentricum, 798 nucleotides. RefSeq lists its product as uncharacterized. The transcript has a single exon. Bases 1 to 798 code for a protein of 265 amino acids. NCBI's taxonomy places the organism in Eukaryota, Fungi, Ascomycota, Eurotiomycetes, Eurotiales, Aspergillaceae. The record is from RefSeq and is a predicted model, not a curated record.
AUGGACUCUUCUUCUAUUACAUCCAAUACCUCCAAACCCUCUCCCUACUUCGAUUCUCUCGCCCGUCGUCGCCAACAAAAGAAAAUGAGCAUCACGCAAACAUACUACCUAGCCCACACCGCCCGGAAGAAGCUCACUCGUGAAGCUUCCCGGGCAGACCACGACCUGCGCCUGCUCGUUGGCCAUGCCAACCUUCUUGACUCGCUGAUGUACGACCUCGCUGAUGCCGAGCGUGAACAAGAACGCUGGUUCAACCAGACCGUCAGCGGAGCCACCAAGACUUCGGCUCCUUCCACUCGUCAACACAUCCAAUGGGCUUCGACGGUGGUCGAAGAGCCCGAGGAGGACUGGGACCCGGAGGAUGCCUCCGAUCUGGACUCCGAACUCAGCGACAGCGACAGCGACAGCGACGACUCCGACUACGACGAGACCGAAUUCGUUAUCAACACUCCUGUCCGCCGCCGCUCCCCAUCACCCGCUCACUUUCAUCACGAGGACCUACUGGAGGAGGAUGACGAAGGCGACGACACAGACUCAGACUUUGAGUACGACGAGGCGGAGGAGCUGACCCUGACUCGCUCAUCCUCGCGACAGUCACCGCCUGAACUCCUUUCUGAUUCGGAUGGGGAGUCCGAGGACGAAGCGACACCGCCGUCCCCGCCCCAACCUACGCUGGAGACAUUCGAUGAAAAGGAGUCUGCUACUACGGCGAUUGCCUUGGCGGGCUCCGAUCAACCCCAUCUCUUUGAGCAAGGAUAUUUUGGUGCACAAGAGCAGACCAUCAUCGAGGCUUAUUAA